This is a messenger RNA of Anisakis simplex (herring worm), 1530 nucleotides long. Lineage: Eukaryota; Metazoa; Nematoda; Chromadorea; Rhabditida; Anisakidae. The record is from the annotation of a GenBank genome assembly.
AUGUUGCGAAUUCAGCGAUCAGGACGAGUGUUGAAUUGCAUUGCAGACCUGUUGAGACAUACAGACCUUUAUCAAUAUCACACAACUGUAUUGCCUGAGGGUGCAAAAGCUUUCAUAAACGGCAGGUGGGUGACUGCAGAAUCAAAAGCAACAUUCGAAGUGCGGAAUCCUUUUUCUGGGGAUAUUCUGUAUCAGGCUGCUAACUGUGAUGUUGCGGAUGCCAAACGGAGCGUAAAAGCUGCGAAGGAUGCAUUCGAACAAUGGUCAGUGGGUCUUACUGGAAAACAAAGGGGCGCUAUUCUGUAUAAAUGGUAUCAGUUGAUGUGCGAAAAAGAAUCGCAACUGGCUGAAUUACUUACGCUCGAACAGGGUAAACCAUUAGCGGAGGCACGAGGUGAGAUUCAGUAUUCGUCGUCAUUCUUGGAUUGGUAUUCUGGUGAGGCUAGACGUAUCUAUGGCCAAGUGGUUCCGGCGACAGCAACGAAUCGGACGCAUUUGCAUACACGUGAGCCGAUUGGUGUGGUUGCAUUGAUCACUCCGUGGAACUUCCCAACGGCAAUGAUUGCGCGUAAAACGGGUGCUGCUUUAGCUGUUGGAUGCACAAUUGUAACAAAGCCUGCCGAAGACACUCCACUCUCUGCGCUUGCCUUUGCUGAGUUGGGUAUGCAAGCUGGUCUUCCCGAAGGUGUCUUCAACGUAAUCCCAGCCGAUCGUGUUAAAACAGCUCAAAUUUCAAAGUAUCUUUGUAGUUCGACAGAUGUUGAUGCCAUUUCGUUUACCGGUAGCACUGCGGUUGGGAAGUUGUUGCUCUCGCAGUCGGCUGAUACCGUUAAGAGAGUGUGUCUCGAGCUAGGCGGUAACGCUCCACUUAUUGUCUUCCCAUCAGCUAAUAUUGAAACUGCUGUUAAGGGUACGAUGGCAACCAAAUUCCGUGGCUCAGGACAAACGUGCAUAUCAGCAAAUCGAAUGUUCGUUCAUUCGACAAUUCAUGACGAAUACGUGAAACAGCUUCAUAAUGCAAUGAAAUCGUUGGUUAUAGGCGAUGGCAUGAGAAGUGAUGUUAACCAAGGCCCCCUUAUCAAUGAACGAGCUGUUAAAAAGAUCGAAGAUUUGAUAUCGGAUGCCGUGUCGAAAGGCGCUAAUGUUGUUUGUGGUGGCAAACGAGGUACUCAAUCAACGCUGUUUGAACCAACGUUGAUCACAAACGUUCAGUCAAAUAUGCAAAUUGCACACACGGAAAUCUUUGGUCCUGUUGCAGCUAUUGUUAAGUUCGAAACGGAAGAGGAGGCGCUUCAACUGGCAAAUAAUACACGUUCUGGUCUUGCUGGUUAUAUUUUCACAACUGAUCCGGCUCAAAUGCAGCGUGUUAGUCGUCGACUGCAUGUUGGGAUGAUUGGUGUCAAUGAAACCAUGAUAUCUUGUGCUGAAGGUGCGUUUGGUGGUGUGAAGGAAAGUGGUUUAGGUCGAGAAGGAGCUGCACAAGGAAUCGAUGAAUUUUCACAGUGGAAGUAUAUUUGUACAAGUUAUUGA